CCAAAUGCAUACAUGUAAAGGUAAAGGCUUUAGCAAAGGUUUGUGAUCACUGCACUGUAAAAAUGCAAAAAUAUUGGCAAUUCUACACCAGUCCUGUCUCCUAUCGCAGGUGUGCAGUGUUUACAGCAGGUGUCUAACCUCAGUCACACUUUUAUUACUCUGCACUGUUCAAUAAUUCACAGCCCACACGGGUGACAAUAGCUCACUGUUUCCCUCCCUCUCUCUCUCUCUCUCUCACACACACACACAGACACACACUAACACUCACAAACGCGACGAGACAGGAGAGGACACAGGAGACAAGGGGUAGACAGCACUGGGUCAUCUGUCAGUCUGUUUGUUUGUUGUUUAGUCAGUGGAUGUUGUUUAUUUGUUUGUUGUACCACGGUGUCAGAUCAGGAUGUCAGGACAAAACAGUGAUCAACUGCACCGCACCACUCUGGCCAUUUAUACGAGCAUACUGGAGCAGUUCAAUCCAGGUCUGCAGAGACUGGUGGCACUGGGAAACAGCUACAUUCAGGCUUUCCAAGCCCUGGCUGUCACCAGUGAAGCCUAUUUCAAUGCUCUGUCUAAGAUGGGUGAACAGGCCAUGCAGAGCAUGUCGUCGCGUUUGCUGGGUGACGUUUUGAUCCAGAUCUCAGACAGUCAGAGGAGACUCACCAAUGAGCUGGAGGGAGUGUUCCGCUGGUUCCAUUCCGAGGUCCUUCGAGAGAUGGAUGACAAUGUCAGACUAGAUAAAGAAUACAUAUUUAACAGCAGGAGGCGCUAUGAGAUUGAAGUGAGAAACCAGGCAUCGGCACUAGAGAGACAGAUGAGGCGAGGGGUCCCACAGGACGGCAGCGAAUAUGUGCACUUUCUCAGAGAGUGUCAGAGAGAGGCGUUAAAGGAGGAAGAAAGAAGAUAUCGAUUCCUGGCAGAGAAACACAGCGGCUUCACCCAGUCCAUUGCGUAUCUCAUGAACAAGACAGGGGGCGGCCUGCAAAACAGAGCCGAGGGGUGGAAAGAUCUGGUGAAUCACACGAGAGAAUCCCGUCCACGCACUCCUUCACGACUGGAGGACAACAUUCCGGAUGUAAACCGCUGGUCAGAGCAACCACUGGGCAAGAUUCCCUCUAGAGGCCCCUCCCCUCAGCCCAGUCGUUCCAACUCCAUGUCGGGAUUGGCCGGAGGCAAAGUGAUGCGAGCACUGGUGCCCCACCCUCCCUCUGCAAACUCCACCCUCCUGCCGUUCUCCCGAGGAGAAACCAUCACCCUACUGGUUAAAGAGCCGAGGAACGGCUGGCUGUUCGGCCGCUCUGACAGCUCUGGACGGCAAGGCUGGUUCCCUGCUGCUUAUGUAGGCCCCGUCGAUGAACCACCUGGACCUCCUCUCUCCAGCUCUUUCAGGAGCAGCAGCAGUAUGAGUAACCUCCUCAACCAACCCGUGAGCAGCAGGCAACAAACAGCUCCACCUGCACCUGCACCUCCGCCACCACCUCCUCCAUCAACCAGAUCCAGCAAUUCCCGGCCGGUCACUCCCACACCUUCAGAAAACAGAAGACAAGAUGACUAUGAGUCUCGACCACAACUUUUUCCAAGAGGCACAAAUCCAUUUGCUACUGUCAAGCUGAAACCCACUAAAACCAAUGACAGAUCCGCUCCACGCAUAUGAAUGAUAUUUCAACCAAUGAACAGUUCUUCAAAGGCUAAUCAGUGGUGCACAUUUCACUGUACAUUGUUCAACCGUUUUCAAAAACAUAAAUAUUCCAGCAUAAUCAGUACAAAGCAUCACAUUUACGACAAAGCGACUCAAGAAUGAUAAAUGACUAGUCUUUAAAAGUCCAUUAAAGCAGGUAGUUAAGAUAAUUUACCUUUAUCUUCAGGCUGUUGGAGGGUCUGCGGCAGCAAACACAAUUAAUAACACUCUUUUACAUGUAAUGGCCCCAUAAAUAUUUGGCUGCUUAAGUCACACUUAAAAUAUGUGAAUUUCAUGAAGACAUUAACUAUGAACAUGUUGAACUAACAUCUGAUGAAACGUUACAAACUUAUUUUUGUGAAAUGUUUGGCUUGAAAAGUGUCAAUUGAAAAAUGUUCUUCUUUUAAAAAGUCUACUUGGUUUGAUCAUUUCUGCGUAUUUUAAAACAUCACUUCCGUUCUCUUGUAGUUUUAUAUGCUGGACUUGUUCUUAUGAACCAGGAAAUGUAAAUGCUGGUCAGCUGAAGUGCUUUUAAGUGCUGAGAUAAGUGCGUCUUUUCUAUUUUUCCAUUUCUAAAUAAUUGUAUACAAUUUGCAUUAUGUUGGCAAAACACCUCUUAAAGUAUCGCAUGUCCUCUGAAAGCACUUUAUAAAUGUAUACUGUCAUGUUUGUUGCUGUUGGGGCUGGUUUAACUACAGUUCCUCUGAUAAGAGACUAUCAGUCUCUCUCUCCCGCUCUGUGCUUGAACUUUGUCUCUCGGCUCAGUUAAUUCAUCUGAUGCAUCCAAUUAUAAGCUGCCCCUAAAUUGGCUGUUCUGUCUGCUCAAGUGCCUAUAAAGUGAAUGUUCAUUUUAACCUUGACAGUAAUUGGUGUGACCUUCUACUGAGGUGUCAAGCCCAUUAGUAUAAACCCAUUUGUAGGGAUGUCUUGUAUGUUAUCAGCAUUUUCUUUUUCUUUUAGAAUAUUUUUCAUUUUAAUUGAUGUUGAAUAUUCAAAACAGAAAUAUGUUCAUGUAUCACAGCAGUAAUUUGCGUCUGUUACUAUUUGACCAGUGACUACAGGAAAAUAUACAAUGUACAGUCUUUCUUGUAGACAUCUUGAACUAAUUCUUUACAUCUUGAUCGGUUUGAUAAAUAAAAUAAUGUGAAGUUG
This is a messenger RNA of Carassius auratus (goldfish), 2827 nucleotides long. RefSeq names its product brain-specific angiogenesis inhibitor 1-associated protein 2-like protein 2. Bases 401 to 1651 code for a protein of 416 amino acids. The transcript is spliced from 14 exons. Gene Ontology annotation, cellular component: cytosol; nucleoplasm. Gene Ontology annotation, biological process: actin crosslink formation; positive regulation of actin filament polymerization; actin filament bundle assembly. Gene Ontology annotation, molecular function: protein binding. NCBI's taxonomy places the organism in Eukaryota, Metazoa, Chordata, Actinopteri, Cypriniformes, Cyprinidae. The record is from RefSeq and is a predicted model, not a curated record.